UCGCCACCGACCGCACCGGGACUGUUACCGUCGCUCCGAGGGCUCCGAACGGGCGAAGCUGCGGUUUGUCCGGAGGAGGACAGUGGGAGGGGUGGCUGGCUGGCUGGCUGGCUGGCUAACGGACCCGCGGCACCAGAUGCUAUUCCAGCGGAGAGCGGAGGACGGGCUCGCCGAGGCAGCAGCAGCAGCAGCAGCGGGUGAUGGCUUCUCGUUUCCCCGACGGCUAAACCUUCGCUAAAACACGGAUACCGCACAGCGACGGGACCUCGCUCCGCUUCCUCCCGCGCCUCCGUUCGGCGUUUGUCUGACAUGUUAGCUCGGUCUCGGCCGUCGAGCAGCCUCUGGGCCGCAGCUCGGCACACCGAGCCCGAAUCUGGGAAGUAGCUAGCUAGCUGCCCGCUAGCCGCAGCUGUAGCCGAUGCUGCCGCUGCGGCUGCUGCUGAUCCCGGAGACAGCGCGCUCGCUUCAGGGCCUCGCCGAGCUCCAUUGUUCCGUUUGAGAUGUGAUGCUUGUGUGCGCGGAGCCGUUUGUAGCUGGAGGCGACGCCGAGGAGCUAACGUUGCUGCGAAAUGCCCAGCAGAAGCACAACAGCGGGCUCCUGUUGAAGGGGGCGAGGUUAGACUGAUCACAGCCCACCCCGAGGCUCCGACACCCGGGGGCACAUUUGGACUACGACCGCCGCAUUUCUCCCUCCUCCCCCCCCCCUCCUCCUCCUCCUCCCCCCCUCCCCCGACGUCCUUCACCGCUUCCUGUCGAUAUGGAUAAACUCACGAUCAUUUCAGGGUGUCUGUUUCUGGCGGCAGAUAUCUUUGCAAUAGCCAGCAUUGCAAACCCAGACUGGAUCAACACCGGGGAAUCGGCAGGUGCCCUCACAGUCGGUCUGGUCCGGCAGUGCCAGACCAUCCACGGGCGAGACCGGACUUGCAUCCCGCCUCGGCUGCCUCCAGAGUGGGUCACCACGCUUUUCUUCAUCAUCAUGGGCAUCAUCUCCCUCACGGUCACCUGCGGACUGCUGGUGGCAUCACACUGGCGCAGAGAAGCCACCAAAUACGCCCGCUGGAUCGCCUUUACUGGCAUGAUCCUGUUCUGCAUGGCGGCGCUCAUCUUCCCAAUAGGCUUCUACAUCAACGAGGUGGGAGGUCAGCCGUACAAGCUGCCCAACAACACGGUGGUCGGCUCCUCCUACGUGCUCUUUGUCCUCUCCAUCUUCUUCACCAUAGUGGGACUGCUGUUUGCAGGAAAAGUUUGCCUCCCGGGCUGAGGCUCCGCCGUGCUCGCCUCUGGACUGACUCGGGAGGCUCUGAAAGUUUUAUGGGAUUUACAAAAACACACAAUGACUGAAAAUCAAAAACAACAAACUCUGGCCAGAAGCCUGAAACAGGGAAGUCUCUGCUUAUGUGUCAAAGGGCCACAGGACCGUGGAGCAGCGAACUACUAAGAGAUGAACACAUGAACCAAACACUACAGAGGGCUGGAGGAGCGGGAGAGGGCCGCCGAGGCUGCAGCAGCAGCAGCAGCAGCAGCCGCCUGCCACUGUUCAUUUAAAAUAUGGCCGUCUCUCCGUUGUUGUUCUGUUGGAAAGGGUGCUUAAUGUGCCGCCGUCAUGGCAACCGCGGCCACAAUGCUGGCGCACAUUUGUGGAGGACCACUACAGCCACUCCUCGACUCGAUUCCCGCCUCGCCGCCCUCAGCACACAUCUGCGCCGUCACCGCCGCUCCUGUCGCUAUUUUUGGCUUCUCUCAGCUAUUUUCAGUUUUGUGUUUUUCUGUUGUUGUACAAUUUGUGUUCUUUUCGUUUCCCUCUGCCCCCCCGCCCCCCACCGCCACCUUUCCACCGAAGUAGUCUCGAGCGUUAUCGAGGUUCACUGAGCUGAACCGUCGAAGGGAACCGGGGGGAGGGUUUCUGACAGCUUGGCUUUAGAGCAGGGUUUAUUCUCGCCUGUCACAUGUCACGGCCCCAGGUGUGUGGCGGAGGAGAGCAGCUGUGAUCCCAGCUGUCUGGGCCCACGCUGGGGCUGCUGUGGAUGAGCGGAAGAUGCAGGUGUGCUUCCUCUUCGUCUCCAACCAGCUCCUGCUCAGGAGCAGGUAGCAGCGAGCGCUGACCUCCCUGGGCAGCAGAACAGGAGAUCAAGCACCACAAAGGAGAAUGCCACUCAGUGUGUUAUUUAUACGGACACGUGUUAGUAGACGGCUCUGUUGCUCAGCUCAGCCCAUCACGCUGAAUCACAUCCUUUUGCCAAUAACUAGAAGACUGUGAAUUUAGAAGAGUAAUCAUCUGAACAUAAACACACAUCUUGUAUUUGUAGUAAUUCUGUUCGUGCGGCCACGUGCACGGCGGCCCUUUCAAAGUAUUGCCCAAGAAUGUGCAUCGCUGUGGCGUUACGUUCCCGGCGGCCUGAGAUGGACCCACAUAAUGCAGACUACAGCAGACAGUAUUGAGUUUUAUAACCAGAACAUGAAGUUACAUCCGGUGUGAAAAUAAGCCGGUGGUAUUCUCCUUUAGUGUCGGAGCCAGCAGUGGGUUUUUAUUGUGUCUUGUUUCGUGCACUGGGACUGCAGGUCAUGUCCACGCGAGGGGCUGGGCCUCAGUGUGCUGCUCGAGAGCCCUCUGAUUGUAACACACACACACACACACACUGUCAGUCGGCCUGUUGAUUAUCUUCAUUCCGGUCACAGUCGUGAUUACUUCACAGAACGCUUCACGCAACCAGCCGGAAGUUUUCUGUUGAUUUGCCUCCAUCCGGGUUGAGUUCCUGGAAGAUAAGUUACCAUGAAUACAAAAGACAACAACAGUCUGCUCAGAAUGCUCCUUAGCAAGUGUGAUUAAUUGGUAAAGUUAAUUAACAAAUGAUCCGUGAACGGCUGCCGUCGUGCACAGAGAAGCUUCUGGUCGCCCAAGAAGUGAAACAACUUCUUCUAACACAAACACAUUCUGGAUGAUUUUAUUUAGAUUUUGUGCAUUUAGGAGAGAAUUUAGAUGAAAAAUAAAAAACCUGCUUUAAGCCUUAUUUUGAUGCUAAGUUUUGUACAUUAGCACGAAUUCAGCACAACAUGAGCUGAAAAGCAGUUUUCAUGAAUCCAGAAUCGUGACCUGGUAUCGAUCAGAUUAAUUAACGUUUUGUAGUUUUUGGAGCUGUAAACGGGACGUACGUUGCCACGGAGUCACUGAAAGAAAGAACAAUCCUUUACUGGAUUUAUGUUGAAGGAAACCUAGAAACGUGACUGUUUGAAGCUGAAGAGCCUCUUUUAUCUCGACGAUAAAAUCUUUUAUAAGUGCGAGCAAACGAAUGGAAAAAUACGUCUGAGUAGAAUUAGGAUUCGACCCAAUAAACUCAAAUAUCUUCCACCUCUGAUAUUAGACGUUCCAUUCAUACAGGAAGCCUCCUCGACCAGCUCCUCGACUAAAAAGCUCCAAACUGUCACUCGAGCCGUUCGCGAUCCACGUCUUAUUAAUUUAGCAUCACAUCGGAGGCGAAGGCGUCUCUUUUCUGCUCAAUCGAUUCUCAAAAUUAAUUUUUGCAGCUUUUUUUGUUUUCGUGGGGAACAUACAAGCUCCUGGCGCUCUCUGGAAGUGUGUGUGAGUGUGUGUGUGUGUGUGUGUGUGUGUGUGUGUUGAACCCAAUCACGGCCGCUCAGUCGCCAAGUCUUAGAGUUUCGUAUUUCUGUUUCCUGCUCAGCUUCUCUGACUCUCGGUCCGAUGAUGAGUAACUGCUACACCUGAGUGUGCAGCGGCCUGUCCUGGAUGGUUUAGUCUUGUGCCAUGACCUGUUCUUGUUUCAUAAUGUACAGACACAAAAGGCAGGAUUUCUGUAUUAGGAAGCACUGUGCAUUCAACAGUAUAGGUAACAGACAUAGAAGCACCACAAAUGUAUAAAAAAGAGAACUUCUUACCUCAUUGUUUUUGUUUCUGCUAUUAUUUUCUAAUGGUGGCAACGUGUGUGCCCUCUAAUUUGUCUCUUGCCUUGAUCGGAUGUCUACACAUAAAGCCUAUGAUCAUAAGAAAUUAUUUAUCACUGAAUAAAAAGAGAAAAACUGGGUGUGUGUGACUCUGA
Molecule: messenger RNA, 4052 nt
Organism: Stegastes partitus (bicolor damselfish)
Lineage: Eukaryota; Metazoa; Chordata; Actinopteri; Pomacentridae
Gene: mosmoa
Product: modulator of smoothened a
Exons: 3
Coding region: 758-1261 (167 amino acids)
Biological process (GO): negative regulation of smoothened signaling pathway
Cellular component (GO): Golgi apparatus; ciliary membrane
Source: RefSeq, a predicted model, not a curated record